Cuscuta europaea is the source of this 11328-nucleotide messenger RNA. NCBI's taxonomy places the organism in Eukaryota, Viridiplantae, Streptophyta, Magnoliopsida, Solanales, Convolvulaceae. The record is from the annotation of a GenBank genome assembly.
CAGUAGACCUCUCACAAAUAUACCUUAUAAAUUCCCAUAUUUAAUAGGAAAAAGUAUAAUUUAUUUAUUCAAUGUUUCUUUUUAGAUUUAUGUUCAGUAUUGUUCAUUGAUGUAUUCUAUUAUCCCCAUUGAUCUUACUAAUAAAUUUACUUUUCUCUUUCUGCUUCACGUUGACAGUCAUCAAGGAUUUGAAAGCGCAGCAGAGGACGACUCAUAGUUUCACGCGUAAUAUGAACAGUCCUUGGAUAAAACCACUCGAAGUAUUCAAUGAACCAUAUCUUUGUAUUCCAUUACAGAAUUUAUUUCUUUAUUUCCCAGGUUGUAUAUCAGUUGAUCAGUCUGGAGAUCACAUUUAUAUAUCUGACAGUAAUCACCACCGGAUAAUUGUAUUUGAUGCUCAUGGAGGAAUUCAAGACUUUAUUGGUUCCUCUCCUGGUUUUGAAGAUGGAGACUUUGAAAAUGCAAAAUUUAUGCGCCCUACAUUGUGGACUCAGAGCUUGUGGACUUUAUGGGUUAUGGACCUUGCCUCUGGGACUCUAAAAGAAAUUGUGAGAGGUGUGGAAGCCACUGACAGUGUACUUCGUUCCUUGUAGUAUUGAUGUAAGUUGGCCCUAUCAACAUCACUAUCACUGUAUGCUCUUGAAGGAUUCUCGAAUAUAAUGGAUCGGAGAUCUGUGGGCAUACAAUUAUGGAGAAGUCAUAUAUUUUGAAGCAAGUGCCAGAUGUGCUUGUUUCAUAUUUGUUGGCUUCACAUAGAGAUUUGGAAAGCCUCAUUUUAUGCAGACCUCUACAUGUGAUGCUUAAGUUUGACUGCCCAAACCACCCCACGUCAGAAGAUAAUUCCAAAGAAAUUGUUGUAACCCAAUCUUCUUUUAAUGUCAAUGUCUCCCUUUGAACAUUGUUCCUUGUGUUUGCUUUGAAGUUGCAACCCUUCUAUUGUCUCUCGAGUCUGGGCUCUGAUGUAACCUGGUCUCCUUUCCCCCUUUGAGACUAUUAGUUUUUCUCUUUGGAAGCAUAUCAGAAUAUGAUAUUCAUUUUAUUUUUAGUACUUUCUCCCUUGUACUCAUUCCUAGUCACAUUUGAAUCUUUCGGAUCUGAAUAAUAAUAAUAAUAAUAAUAAUAAUAAUAAUAAUAAUAAUAAUAAUAAUAAUAAUAAUAAUAAUAAUAAUAAUAAUAAUAAUAAUGGGAAAAUAAUAUCAAUAUCCCAAAUUUUGAUGGGGUGUGAGAAAUAUUCCAAACUUGCAUAUAUAAUAUAUAUUCCAAAUUUUAUAUAAUUUUUUUUUUCAUCAUGAUUAUAUAAUUUAUAUGUGUUUUACAAAUAUAAAUUUAGAGAAAUAAGUACAUAAGUUAAAAUGCUCUAAGUUUUAUUUGGAAGUAGUAAUUUCUAAAAUUUAAUUUGUGAAAUAAAUAAUACUAAUUUGGUACAAUCCAACUUUAAUUUCACCCUUAUACAGGGGUGGACCGGUUCCGGUUCGGGCCCGAUUCGGGUCUGGGCCCGGUUGGGCCUCGGUUCAUGAAAGGGGAGGAAUGGAACCGGCCCGGGUAACCUCGGGUCCGGGCCAGGCCGGGCCUUGAUUCAUGUAUUUUUUUUUUGUCUUUUCCUAAUUAACCCCCAAUCAUCCCCCCUCACCCCCAAACCACCCCAAACCACCUGAAAUGGCCCAUCUAGUGGUGGACUCGGUUCGGGCCUUGAACCGGUCGGGCCUCGGUUCACAGAAGGCAGGCCCGAAACCGGACCGGAUAACCCCGGGUCCGGUUCGGUUUGGGUCACCCGCCCGGUUCACGAGCCGGGCCGCCUGCCGGGCCGGGCCUUUUAAUUUUUUUUAUUAUAUAUUAUAUUAUUAGAAUAAUUCGUAUUACAAUUACAAUAUAUUAUAUUCUAAUUCAAGUAUAUUUAUUUCAAAUAAGAAGUACAAUUGAGAAUUAGGAUGAAUUUAAAAAAUGUAAUACAUUUUGUAAUAAAAAAAUCAAUCGGAAUCUCCGCCUUCGGUUGUUUCCUCCAUAAAGUGGCGGGUGGGAGUGAUGGUAAUUUCUUGAGUUCUUCGUUGGGCCUUCAACCAAUCGUGAAAGCAAACUAGUGUCUCAAGAGAGCUCGGGCUCAACCUCGUUCUAUAAUUGGUUAGGACGUUGUCGGUCGCACUAAAUUCUUGUUCCACGGCAACGGUUGAUAUCGGCAUUGCUAGCACUUGCUUAGCCAUCUUUGAUAAAAUCUGGAACGUUCUUUCAUUUUCCUUCCACCACUUAAGAACGUCAAAGUCAUCACCAACUUCAUAAUCAACAUUCUGUUGGGAUAAUAUGCCCCGCCCAGUGCCAUCAGCCCGUUAUCCCCGAGCUUUGGCCCAACUAGGCCCAAGACGCAUUCUCACGAGCGGGAAUCACCCCUUGCUCAUUUACUUAUUUAUCGGGCCGGUUCGCCCAUUAGCUUGGACAUGUAUUAUGUAUUUGGGCCAAGCCCACGUAGAUUAGACUUUGGACUUGUGAUGGAUGCCUAUAAAUAGGCCAUCACCCCCUUGUAUUCUCUACGCUAUUUUUACUAUACUGAAAUGUUGCUAGUUUCUCUACCCGAGAUAUUUUCUAUCAACAUUGGUGCUUUCAUUGAGAGUCAUCUCUCAUUUUUGGUAGGAACCGGUAGAGAUUCGAGCAAAAAUCAGAUAUGAAAUUUUCCAGAUUAGGUCCCAAGGAUACGCAGCCACCAAGGUUGAACCAAGGAGAACCCGAGCAACGAACGACCGAGAGAACUGAGCAACGGCGGACGCAAAAGGAGCCUUGCCAUUAAUGGCCGCUUGAGGUUCCUGGGAUUGACGAGCGGGUUUCACACGUGACGCAAACGGAGCCUUGCCAUCGCUCUCUAUCUGCUCUAUCCAUACGAAUCGAGGACUGCACAAGCUCUUUUCGGCUGACCUCAGUGACAUGGAUUCACCUUCAACUCCGUCCGACGACAGCCAUGGAUGGAGGCAGCUCGAGCGACACCGGCGGUUGAGGAUCUCCCUCACGAGCAGCAGACUUCUCCUCAGUUCGAAGCCUCAUCCAAAGAUGGGCACAGACCUCACCCGCUCAACAAAGGACAACCCUUGAACAAUUCAUUUUCAUUUCAUUUUCAUUUACCCCAGUGCCGCAAAGGCUCCCACCUACGGUGGGGUAAGGGGGGGUCGGAUGUACGCAGCCUUGCCCCUGUACUUAAGCAAAGAGAGACUAUUUCCGGAUGACCCAUAGUGAAAAUCUCGUCCAAAAUUGCAUGGACUGACUGCUGCUUCAUAACAAAGAAGCGCAGACAGUUUAGUGAGCCAUUUUGCUUUAUUCCAUCAUAAUCUCAAGCCAAAAAUAAUGAAUCUUUGGCUCCAUUGCAAAGGACAACCCUUGAACAAUAAAAAUAUAAAUUUGAGAUUUCUACAAAAUUUUCUGAAAUUGUAGGUUCAUUGUGUAUGCCAACUGAUUGUGGUUCCGGAGCACAAUCACGAGGUCGAGCACGCUAGGAGCUAUCACCUCAGACGCUUGUAUGCUCGGUGCCAUACACCAUGCUCGUACACUCAGGGCAAAUGGAUCUCAAAGGGAGUAUGUGUCCCGACAAGUUGUGUAGCCAUGGUAGCAAGGAAGGAUGACUCGUCUUAUCACUUCUGUCGACCGGGCAGGCGGACAGCCUUCCCGGACAGACGCCAUGCUAAAUCUCGACCUCACGUACGUGAGAGAGUUGUGAAGUCUUCUACGCAAGUUCAGCUCCGCGCUGGGCGCGCACAAGCAGAACUGGCCCCUGAUGUGGUGAAAGAUAUGAGGCUAAGGCUACACGAGCUGAGGAGAAAGGUCGUCAGGGGAGAGCCAUAUGUGGCCGACCUCCACGUCCCAGAACCAUGCACUGGUACCAUGAUGAAGCAUCGUUGAUAAAGGGGUACAGACCUUGGGGUACCGUUGCUAUGGGGUUACAAACCUUGUAACACGAAGCCAUUCCACAAGGGCGGAGCCAGAAAAGAGGCCCUCCCGGCAGCACUCAUCUCGGGAAGGAAGGAAACAGUGUUGCUAAGGGGUUACAAACCUUGCAACGUGAAGCCAUUCCACAAGGGCAGAGCCAGGAAGGAGGCCCUCUCGGCAGCACUCGUCCUCGGAAGGAAGGAAGCACCGUUGCCAAGGGGCACAGACCUUGCAACACGGAGCUAUAACUCAGAGACCCGGAAGCACCAUUGAAAUAAAACCUUGCAACACGAAGCCAUAACACGAAGCCAUUACGCGAAGGCGUUGAAGCAACUCGAGCGGGUGGACCUCAGGGUCCAUACCAUCAACAACAAAGCUACAAAGUAUGAGAAUCAAGAUCAAUGCAGGACACCCUGUCAAGUCCUUUGAGCGGAACAUCACAAGCUUGUACAUCAAAUGCGUAGCGCAAGGCACCUUAUCAAAUUCUAUGAGCGGGGCACUGCAAGUUUGUAGAUCAAGCGGAGUGUAGGGCACUUUUGCCAAAUUCUAUGAACGGGGCACAACGCGUUUGUAGAUCAAGUGCGGAGCGCAGGGCAAAUUGUUAGAUUCUAUGAGCGGAGCAAUACAAGCUUGGAGAUUAAGUGUGGAGCGCCGGGAACCUUCUCUAAUCCUAAGAGCGAAGUACUGCAAGCUCGUUGAUGAAGAGUAGAUUGCAGAUCAGAUCUCUCACAUUCUAUGAGUCGAUCAUCACAAAUUGUGUAUCAAGUGCAUAACUGGAGCAACUCCUCAAGUUCUCAAAUUCUUUCAUUGUUUAUUAAAAAGUAUAUAUUUCAUUUUUCAAUCUUGAAUUUGAUGAGGUCCGACCUCACUUGGAUUAAACGGGCGGCGGCUAAAAAAAAGAGCAAAUAAAAAAAGAGAGAGAAAAAAGAGAGCAAAAGAAAAAAGAGGAGAGCAAAAAAAGGAGAGAAAAAAAGAGAGUAUAUGUAUACCACGCCCCGCUCUCGGUGUUUAGUCGACCACGGCUCGGCCCUCGAGCAAUUGUAAGACCGGCUUUCGGGUCGAAAAGGUAUGCGAGAGGUCGCGCCCCAAGCCCCUCUCGUACAUCUGUUGUCUGAUGUUGUUGUCUAAACAGCUCGCAUGCACGUAUGAUCCAAUCAACGAUGCGGCAACUAUAUGACUGGUCUCCGGACCAAAGGAAUGCGAAAGGUCAUGCUCUGAGCCCCUUUCGUACAUCCGUUGUCUGACGUUGCUAGGCUUAACAGCCCGCAUACGCGCUUGAUAGGAUCAACGGUGCGGGUCCGUUCUGGUCUGAUCAUGCAGGGCCUUGCCCUUACGUUUGGCCGACUUCAGUUCGACUUUCAGAAAUGGAACAACCAAAAUAUUUCCUAAGUAUGAAACUAGAUGUACAAGUCAAGGUGGUGUAAGACCGACCUCUGGGUCGAAGGUAUGCGAGAGGUCAUGCCCCGAGCCCCUCUCGUACAUCCGUUGUCCAAUCGCUGGUCGAACAGCUUGCACAACUCGUCGGUCCUAGACCAACAGUGUGCGGGUCAGCCCCGCCUUACCCAGCAGAGCACGGUCAAGGUCGACCCUAUCGACCUUCCGCCCCUCGCGGCCUAGGUGGGGAGCCAGAUCCCCGAUAAGUUAUCCAAGUAUUCUUGAAUAAAAAACGACUAAGAAAAUUGAAAGAACGAACGAUGCAUGCAUACAAGCUCAAGUGAUAAAUCAAUCACGGAGAACAAGUUCGACAUCAACAUUGUCCAUCUUCUCCACCCAUCACGGCUAGUCUGCGUAUCAUGCCGGCCACAACUAAAAUAGAACAAGACAACUUUUUGUGCCAAUUACAACCCUCUUUGGUCUGAAGCCAAUAAUGAACUUGCUCUGCACAGAAAGCAUACGUCUGGGAAGAAACAGGCUUCUUGAAUUUAUGGGAUGCUUGGUGUCCCACAUCCUUAGUCCGGGAAGCAAGAAGCUCGGAGAACUCCUGAGAAGCUUUGAGCACCGCAAUUGCUUGUUGCGCUGCAUCCGCAAACGAUGCCUCUACUUGGUUAUACUCGACUUCAACUGGUCACACUUUGAGUGGAGAUCGAUCAUGGCUCUCUUAUCCUCUUCAUUGCAUGCGAAAAGUAUCCUCAAGGCUGCCUCCGCUCCAUCUGCAUGCUGCCGAGCUUGGGUAGCCUGAAGAUGGGCUUAAUCAGCUUGACGCUGGAGCUCCGUAUGCUGAUCUUUCAUAGCACGGAGCAAUGCGACCGGAUCCGCCAGUCCCUGCAGGGAAAAAGAUCAGAUGACAUGGAAAAUGGUUAAGCAUCUCUCUUUGCAGCCAAGGCAAGAAAUUCGCUUCUUCAACCUGGCACAUCUGCAAAGAAACGAACAAGGUGGUACUUUAUGAAGCAGGGAAGCUGCAUGCUUCUCCCCGGCAUCAGGAAGGGAAGCUGCACGAUUCUCCCAAUCGACUAUACCUGCAAGAAAACAAGCGAAGUAAGCUGGAGCUGUACGGGUAGGAUUGCCUUCCCUAACCCGACCUGAGAAGCAGUUCAUACCCUUUCUCUUCCUGGAAAGUCUAUCUUCACGAGGCGGGGAAGCUGCACCAUUUCUUACAACACUGGACAGAGAAGCCCUGCAUUUCCCUCUAACAUUGACCGGGCCUGCAUCUGAUAUUGAAGGUCGGGGUUAGCAUCCUGCGCAACUAAGCGUGGACAUACUCCGGAUGCCGGUCCUCGACCUAAGAAGUGACAAGCUCUGAAAACGUUUAGGGAGGCCUUGAACAUGAUAAUUACCUCAUCUAUUACAUCACCGACGUUGGAACGUGCUCCGAAGGUUGGGCCUCGAGCCUAAAGCUUGCAAAACUCUGAAAUCACCGGGAAGGAUCUAACAUCACUCUCUUACCUUGCAUCGCUUUCUUGACCUGCAUCAGGGAGCUAUCCAAGCACAACUCUCUUGAUCCGACCUUGGCGGGAUGACGAUAAUGACCACUGCUUCAGAUUCAUGAUUGGCCAAUGAGUCGUCGUCUACGUUAGCACCGGCUCAACACCAUCAUUCCUUUCUCAAGACCGGUCAGAUCCUCCUUCACUUAAAUGAUGACCGCUGCUUUGAUUUCAAAGUCGGCCUACGAAUUGCCAUCCUCGUCAGGAUCGUCUCAGUGCCACCAUUCUCAUUUCAAGACCGGUCGCAUUCCCCUUCACUUGGAUGAUGACCGCUGUUAUGGAUUCAUCACGACCAGACUAAACGUCAUCAUUUUGAUUCUAUAAUCGGGGCAGUCCGCCGUCCAUAGGGAUGACCACUAUUUCUUCAUCGCAAGCCUGGGAAGGUGAGUGCUUCUCCCCAGCAUCAGGCGAAGAAACUAUUAGCAUCUUCCCGAUAUUAGGCAGGGAAGGUGCAUGCUUCUACCCGGCAUCAGUCGGAGAAGCUGGGCAUCUCUCCGGACAUCAGGCAGAGAAACUCUUAGCAUCCCCCGGCAUCAGGCAGGGAAGGUGCGUGCCUCUACCCAGCAUCAGGCAGGGAAUGAGCGUCCAUCUCCCCGGUAUCAGACAUUGAAGCUCUAAGCAUCUCCCUGACAUUAUGUAGGGAAGCUGCACGCUUCUCCCCGACAUCAUGUGGAGAAGUUGUGUGCUUCUCUCCGACAUUAGAUGGACUUGCAUCGGAUGUCAAAGGUCGAGACUUAGCAUCUUUCGUUGCAUCCAAGGCAGCAAAUGCGCUUCUCCGACCAUCCAUGCCUACGAGGAAACGAAGGUCAGGGAAGGGCAGCAAGUGCACUUCUCCGACCUACCAUACCUAUGAGGAAAUGAAGAUCAGGGCAGGGCAGCAAAUGCGCUUCUCCGUCCAACCAGCCAUACCUGCGAGGAAACAAACAGCGUGAGCGAGGAUUCUGCCGGUUGGGUUAUCUCCCCUUACCCGGCCUAAGGAGCAGUUUAUACAUUUGCUCUUCUAGGAAAGUCGCUCUUCACAAAGCAGGGAAGCUUCUAUCUUUUCCCCAGCACCAGGCGGAGAAGCUCUAGGCUUCUUCCUUACCUGAGAUAGACCUUCAUCUGACUUUGAAGGCCAAAAUUUAUUAUCUUGCACUGCAGCUAAAGCAACGCUGGAACCUCUUUUACCUGCUAUUUCUUUAACAUGUAAUAAUAGCAAUCAAUAGGGACUACUUAUCAUGGCGGACUAUUCACUGCAUCUGUCUCGAGAACAUCAGGUGAGCACUGCUCACAAGUGAAGACCGGUCUUUGUUAUCCCCUCGACGGAUGGCGACAGUUGCAGCUGCACACAAUGGCCUAAGAGCUUACCCUUUAGCUAUAUUUUGGGUGCAUUUAAAGAAGAGAUCUCUCCACCAGAGCAAGACCGUGGGCUGCAACUAAUCAGACAAACAAGACCCCAGGCUGCUGAUCAGAAGAACGAGACCAUGGGAGGCUAAUCGGAUAAACAAGACCUAAAACUGCUACCUAGGCGAAGGAAACCAUAUCCUCUCACAAGCAGCGGGGAUCAAUGUGCAUAGUUAUAAAACUACCCUCUCCCGAGCAUACCUCGGCUCGGCAUCAUCAACGGGCAGCUUUGCGACCAGCCUCUCAUGGGCAUACCUUAGCUCGGCAUCAUCGACAAACAGUUAUGCGGAUGGUCUCUCCCGAGCAUGCAUUGGCUCGACCGCCACCACUGGAAAGCAGACGAGCGACUGGCCUUCCCGGAACAUAUCUCGGCUUACCAGUAAAGCAGACGCUCAAUCAAGAACCGACGAGACUGACCUUCCUCUAUUUUAUUUUGAGGUACCGGUGUACUCUUUUUCCUUCGCUAGGAUUUUUUCCCACCGGGUUUUUUCCUAGUAAGGUUUUAACGAGGCAUCCCCUCAUCAUGAACAAAGGAAGAGGUCUUCCCGGUUGGAGCAAAGAAGACCUGGCAGCUGGCCAGAUAACCAGGACCCCAGGAUGCUACCUAGACAAGAAAGGUCUCAUCCUUGCGCAACACUGUGGGAUCACAACAGACGGUUACAUGACUAACCUUUCCAGGCACACCGCAGAUCAUCAUCAUCAACAAUCAUCUGUGUAACUAGCUAGCUAGCUUAGCAACCAGGCCGAUUUCAAAGCAGCUCAACUACUCCAUUUUAACCGAGUCUACUACUCGACUAAGGGAGUGGGGGACUCGUGUUGGGAUAAUAUGCCCGGCCCAGUGCCAUCAGCCCGUUAUCCCCGAGCUUUGGCCCAACUAGGCCCAAGACGCAGUCUCACGAGCGGGAAUCACCCCUUGCUCAUUUACUUAUUUAUCGGGCCGGUUCGCCCAUUAGCUUGGACAUGUAUUAUGUAUUUGGGCCAAGCCCCCGUAGAUUAGACUUUGGACUUGUGAUGGAUGCCUAUAAAUAGGCCAUCACCCCCUUGUAUUCUCUACGCUAUUUUUACUAUACUGAAAUGCUGCUAGUUUCUCUACCCGGGAUAUUUUCUAUCAACACAUUCAAUGUUAGAUACAAAGAAAGCUCGUUACCUGAGCUUUGUUCAGUAGCGGGAGUUGCUCUACUUUUUUUCAAAAGAGAACCCAAAGCGGAUUUUAAAAGUGAUUUUCCUUUAGAUGAAGAAGAUGUUCGUUGCAUGGGAGGGGGUGCAUUACCAUAUUGUGCAUAAAAUUCAUUAUACAAUUGAUGAAAUAAAUUACUAACCUCGUUGAAUUCUUUUUUAGGGUCGAUGGGAUUAUCAUCGAACUCUUGAGUUGGAAAAAAAGAAACAUAAUAGUAAUCUAUACAAUUUGCCAAGUAAGCAAGUUUAUAACGAGGAUCAAGAACAAAUGCAAUACCAUAUAUAUGCGGAAUAUGUGAAUAAUAUUUUAAAAACUUUUGUUUCAUGAAAUCACAAAAAUAACUAACGUAAGUGGCUUCGGAAAAUUCACAAAAAGCGCCGGCGAGAUUAACAGCUUCAACAAAAAAUUCGUUUGCGGUAGGUUUAUAAACAUGACUAAAAGUUUGAGUUGCGUUAUUAAAAUAUGCCAAAACAUUAACAAUUUUUUCACAAGUGUCGAUGUCAGCCGGGUUUAUAAUAUAGUUACAAGUUUGUCUUAAAAAAGCUGGAAAAUGAUCUUUAUAUCUAAUAAGUACUUGAAUUAAAUUAUAAGUACUAUUCCAACAAAUAGACAAAUCUUUAAGAAAAGCACAAUAAUUGACACGUCUAUCCUUCAAAUAUUGCCGCCAUUGCAUUUUUAGUGGAGUGCUAGCCCAAAUCAAUUUAAUUCCCCCUUCACUACCUCCAAAGCAUUUCCUAAUGCCGCUAAGCCAUCUUGUACACACAAAUUUAGAAUAUGACAUGCACAACGUUGAUGAAAAAACCUACCCAUCAAUGUAGAAGCAUCACACAAUUCACGUAAUCUAGGUAUAGCAGCAGUAUUAUUACUAGCAUUAUCAAAACCUACAGCAAACACCUUAUCAAUAAAAUUAUACUCAAUUAAAAUACGUUCAAUGAGAAUAUAAAUAUUAUCAGCAGUGUGACGAUCAUUGAAUUCACGAAAAGCAAGAACGCGUUUAUGCAUAUUCCAAUCAUCAUCAAUAUAAUGUGCAGUAAGACCCAAAUAAUAUAAAUGAUGAUAAGUAUCCUUCCAUAUAUCGCUACAAAUACUAACACGUCCAUCAAAGUUUGCGAAAAAUGUUUGUAAUUUUUCUUUUUCCAAGUUAUAUUGCCUUAUAACUUCUUUUUUAAUCGUUUUGCGACUAUAAUUUCUAAAUUGAGGAUUUAAAGUACCUUGAGCAUAAUCUCUUAAAACAAGACUUUCGGAAAAAAUAUAGGGUAAUUUUCUUCAACAAUUAAAUGAGACAUACCAGUCAAAUGUUUUUUAUCAUCAUAGGAAAAAUUACCAAAGGGUUGAGAAUUUGCAAACCUCGAUAUUUGUGUUUGCUUCCCCGUGCCUUUGUCUAUUUUCGCAUACUCCACAAAGUGGACGGACUGAAGAUGCCUUUUGAGACUCCCGUAUCCGCCAGAAAUUUCCAAGCUAAACUCUUUGUUGCAAUGAUUGCAACUUGUGUACCAUUUUUCGGUAUUUUCGUCUUUCCUUUUUGUAUAAUUGUUUUCAAUAAUAGGAGAUUUAGAUUUCUUACCAAUUUGGGUUGUAGUCGUUGAACGGCCCUCGUCCUCCAACUCUUGCUCAUCAUCCAGGGUGCCGUGAGUCCCGUCGCCCCCCGCGUCCUCCUCCGCAUCGUCAUCCUCGAGCUCCUCUUCAUUAAUGGUUGUCGGGAAUUGUUGUUCUUGUGCAAAGCGUGGAUCAUUUUGGGACAAUAGGUGUUGUAGUUGCUCGUCGGACAUCAUCAUAUCAUCUCGCCGUUGGUAAUCCGUUUCAAAAUCAUCUCGACUUUGAAAAGAAGACUCGGCCCGCGCUUUACCUUUGCCUUUGCGUGAAGUAGAUCGAGUCGAUGCAAUCUCCCUCUUGCGGUUGCGUUGGAGAUUACCCACAUUUACAGAAUGUCUACCACGCUCCAUC